Syngnathus typhle (broad-nosed pipefish) is the source of this 1897-nucleotide messenger RNA. It is a transcript of the gene dnajc5gb, whose product is annotated as DnaJ (Hsp40) homolog, subfamily C, member 5 gamma b. Bases 207 to 860 code for a protein of 217 amino acids. Lineage: Eukaryota; Metazoa; Chordata; Actinopteri; Syngnathiformes; Syngnathidae. The transcript is spliced from 6 exons. The record is from RefSeq and is a predicted model, not a curated record.
ACGACAGGCUUUGCUAACUAGCUUACGGCAAUACCAGCCUUUCCCACUCAAACAUGAUGAGGAGGACGCCGGCGUUUUAGUGGCACAACAACCUGCUUGCCAACCUACAUGGGACAACGUUACCAAGAUAGCCGGCGUAGAAUAUCUGAACUCGAUGAAUUGACUCCCGAAACGUGCAUUUAAGUUUGUCCAGAAGAACCUCCAACAUGGACGACCCCAACAAACCUCAGCGCAAAAUGUCCACAGCAGGGGACAGCCUGUACAAAAUUUUGGGCUUGCAGAAAGGAGCAUCGCCUGAAGAGAUAAAGAAAGCUUACAGGAAGCUGGCGCUGCGGCACCACCCGGACAAGAACCCCGACAACCCCGAAGCGGUGGAGAAAUUCAAGGAGAUCAACAACGCUAACUCCAUCCUGAGCGAUGAGAACAAGCGUAAGAUCUACGAUGAGUAUGGCUCCAUGGGCCUCUAUGUGGCAGAGCAGUUUGGCGAUGAUAGUGUCAAGUACUACUUCCUCAUGUCCAAGUGCUGGUUCAAGACCCUGCUGGUGUGUUGCGGCAUCUUCACCUGCUGUUGCUGCUUCUGCUGCUGCUGCUUCUGCUGUGGCAAGUGCAAGUCUUCCGAGGAGGACGGGAGAGAAUUCUAUGUGGACCCGGAGGACUUGGAGGAGAACCAGGAGAACCAGGAGCAAGAGGAAGCAGGAGACACUGUAAUUGUUAUUCAGCCCAGCUCGUCCGCUACCGCCGACGCUUCGGGCAAAGCUGACGCCGCCACGUCAGGCGAGGAUACGCCCAUCAUGAGUCAGCCCCACUCCGGCAACGGCUCCACCUCCGUCGCCGCCAUUGAUCUGAUACUCGAGGACUGAAUCACUGCCUUGACAAAAAAAAAAAAACUAUUGUCAAAGUUUGGAUCCGUUUCUUUUUUUUUUUUUUUUUUAGGGAGUUCCAAUAUCUUUGUUUACACCAGCAGUUAUUUGGGGCUUGUGUUUAGGUGCCACAGGGUUUGCUUUUGGGUCCACCUGUGUUGUUUGUUUUUACACAGGACUAUGCAGAAAGUCUCAGGCCACCAUCAGAUUUAUGUCUUAGCAAUGUUAAAAUGAUACUCACAUGGGAGUGGGCCAAAAAUAGGCAUAUCACUUUGUGUACAUAGUUUCAGAACUGAAUUUACAGUUUUCCCCCCUCCCUCAGACUUGCUUAUUACAUUCAUACCAUUGAAAAUCAUUCAUAGAGCUUGUAUGCAUUGUCUAAAGCUGCUGCAUCCUAAUAGUUAGUUUUACAAGUCAUAUUGACUGUUGAAAAAAAAAAAAGUUCAAUCUAAGGACAGAGUUACCAGUGACCUGAGAAUGAUGCACAGUUUUUUUUCUCUGAUCACUUUUGUAAUGUUCAUGUUCAUUGUGCCGACGUGCCAAAAUAGAGCGCACAGCCUCCCAAGAUGUGUCACAAUUGUUCCAAAUUUUAUUCAUUGAAUUUUAGUCAUUCAAUUUUAUUCCAGAUUUAUUCAAAUUUUAUACAUUGACAGUAAAAAUUGGGUUUUUCUGUGAUAUUUCCAGCCGCGGCUAAAAUGUGCUGAGACUUUUCUAGGUGACCUAAUUAGAGUUUCGACAUCCAGCUUCUCGUUGAAUUGGAAGGUUUGCAAAAAAAAUACUGAAAAUCUACCACAGUUGAACGUUCGCAGUCAAAUUAAGUUCACCGAGAAAGGUUAUGACGUAUUUUCAAAUUUCAUACCCAAGCGGAAUAUGCCUUCCUUCUUUUUUUGAGUCGUGUAUAUGUGUACAUAACCACUAUGAUCAUCACAUGCAAAGCCAAACAGUUGCACUUUUUUAGGUGCCAACAUUAAUUCCAUGUGCUGUGUAGACAUAGAAGCCAACAAAAGUACAUGAACAUAAAAAAAGUUAAAUUGUCA